Messenger RNA from Mugil cephalus (flathead mullet), 2228 nucleotides. It is a transcript of the gene hoxa4a, whose product is annotated as homeobox A4a. The record is from RefSeq and is a predicted model, not a curated record. Gene Ontology annotation, cellular component: nucleus. Lineage: Eukaryota; Metazoa; Chordata; Actinopteri; Mugiliformes; Mugilidae. Gene Ontology annotation, biological process: regulation of transcription by RNA polymerase II; embryonic skeletal system morphogenesis; anterior/posterior pattern specification. The coding region runs from base 1326 to 2072 and encodes 248 amino acids. Gene Ontology annotation, molecular function: DNA-binding transcription factor activity, RNA polymerase II-specific; RNA polymerase II cis-regulatory region sequence-specific DNA binding. The transcript is spliced from 2 exons.
UAUAUAGUCUGCCUUAUAAGCAUGCAGUUAUAAGAGAAAAAAUGUAUUCUGUCUAUUUAAAUAUAGCCUGCCAAUGGUGAUUUUUACAUAUAGAAUAGUUGUACUAUUAUUAUUAUGGUUGUUAUUAUUAUUACCAACACUCAACUCUUAUUACCCAGCUCUAACUUAAUAUGGGAUUUUUAUCCCAUUUACAGUGUUGCGGGUUUCUGUUGAAAUGUUACAAAACACUUUGUGACAAAUGAUAAUUUAUAUACCUAUAUUUCCAUAUUUAUUCAAUACUGGACAAAUAGUUUGUGUCUUAGACGUGAGUUUAUUCCUGCUGUACAUGCUGAUUUAGGACUACAGCUCUCACUGUAAGGGGUCUGUACUGGUUUUAAAUCCCACGUUUUGUUUUGGCAUCCGGCUGUAAUGCAACACAGGUGUCUUUAAGUGUUUGUCUAGUGCCUGGAUGAACGUAUUAAUCAUAGGUAAAAAGCAAGAACUUUUAAUUCAGGGAGUGCAAGCCGUCAACAGCCACGCUGAAUUUAAUAUGUGUUAAAAUAUGGCUACUAGUCGUUGUCAUGUCCUUGAAAACUAGAGGAUUUUUUACUUUUACAUGAAGAGCUGAGUGGUGCGUAAUGCAUUUACACGUUUGUUCGGAAUAAGAAAUGACGGAGUUUUGCUGUUCGUGUAUGUGUUAAGCUUUUAUCGCCCAGGUUUUAUAGAGGCACAGCCUUUAUAUUCAGACUGGCAUGUCCGCAGAGAAGCGGCUCGUCAGUGUUGGCCAGGCAGUUUCUGCGCUUACGUUGUUUUUCGAUCAUUUGAAUGGGCUGAUAUGCAACAUUGUAAUUUGAAUUGCUGUGCUGCCGUGUGUUGUCUUUCUCUGUCCACCUUUUUAUUGCGACGCACCAGAUUUUAUACUCCCACAGCCAGCAUUCACGUUUGUCCGUGUUUUUUUUUUUUUUUUUUUAGUUAAUAAGCUGUAUUGUCUCAGGGCGUACAUUCCGUGUCCACUUUGUGUUUAAUUUUUUCACGUGCAGGAAAAGCCUCACCCGCAUAAGUUAGGCUCCAUGCAGUAAACAAGUUAGUUGAUUGGUUUUUCCUUUAUAUACUGUGAUUUAAUAAGGAAAACACCAACGUAAGCCAGUCCGAGCAGUGUUGGUGGUACCAGUGCCAUGCUUUCCAUUGGUUCCUGUUUACAUGAUGCCCACAGGAGACGCGGUGAUUGGUGGCUCUUCACACGUGACCAGGCAACUUUGUACAUUUGACAGGGAGUAGGAGGGUUUUGUGGAGAUCAGAAAAACGACAGCGCGAUAAAAAUUAGUAUUGUUGCACUUCACAAAUUAAUGACCAUGAGUUCCUACUUGAUAAACUCCAACUAUAUCGAGCCUUCCUUUCCUCCAUGCGACGAAUAUCAGCAGAGCGGAUACAUUCCCAACCCUGGUGACUACUACGAGCGGCCAAAAGAUACGGGCUUCCCCCAUCACGACGAGCCAUCCUAUCCGAGGUCAAACUACACAGAAUCGGGAUACGAUUACGGUAACGUCCCCGCUACGGGACUCGAUGAUUUCGGCGACGGGCAUCACGCACAGCCGCAACCGGUUCCACAGAACCACGGUCCUCGCCUCACCGCGGCCCCAGAUGGUGGCGCAGGGGCAAAUGCCAGCAAAGACUGCAGCCUCGCCGGUGAGGUAUAUCCCGGCGUAGCGAAGGGCAAGGAGCCGGUUGUCUAUCCUUGGAUGAAAAAGGUCCACGUUAACACCGUCAAUGCCAGUUACAAUGGAGGAGUGCCCAAGAGGUCCCGCACUGCCUACACCCGCCAGCAGGCUCUGGAGCUGGAGAAGGAGUUCCACUUCAACCGGUACCUGACCCGGCGCAGGCGGGUGGAGAUUGCGCACACCAUGUGCCUGUCCGAGCGCCAGGUCAAGAUCUGGUUUCAGAACCGUAGGAUGAAGUGGAAAAAGGAGCACAAGCUUCCCAACACCAAGAUCCGCUCCUCCAGCUCGGCCUCGUCAUCAGCCUCUGGGGCCCAGCAGCAGCAGAUCAAAACAGGCCAGCAGCUCGUCCCCACGCCGUGCACCGCAGGUCUAUAGUGCAUGAACGAACCUCAUCCCCAGAAAAAACCCAAUCCAGACUGAGAUGGCAAAUAACACAAGUGGAAUUUGAUGGACCGAUUCUCAGUAUUUUACACACAUGGGUGUUAUCUCUUUCACCUUGCCUCUGCCAUUGGGCCCCUGUCACGUCCUUUG